Messenger RNA from Neohortaea acidophila, 945 nucleotides. RefSeq lists its product as uncharacterized. Gene Ontology annotation, molecular function: protein binding. The record is from RefSeq and is a predicted model, not a curated record. NCBI's taxonomy places the organism in Eukaryota, Fungi, Ascomycota, Dothideomycetes, Mycosphaerellales, Teratosphaeriaceae. The transcript is spliced from 3 exons. The coding region runs from base 1 to 945 and encodes 314 amino acids.
AUGUCCUCCGCCCCUUCGAGCCCAUCGGCUCUUCCCGAAUGCGCUCCAGCUCCGCUCGGUCCUUCCAACCUUCCCCAUGCUGAAUCCACACGCCCAUCGGGAGCGGGAAUUCUAAUGAGACCGGAACCCGUUACCAUUGGGGAGCCCUUCAGCUUUGCCUGGCCAGAUGCCAAGCGCAAAGCUGACACUCCCAUGCAAAAGGCAUCUGAUGCCAAACGCAAGAUGGAUCCUGUUACGCAACACACCCCUGAUGCUAAACGCAAGAUGGACCCCGUCACACUAGAGCCACCCGAUGCCAAACGCACACGCCUAGAGUACAAGGACACCGUCACGGUGAUUGCUGGCGAGAGUUUUCGUGAGCAGCUUUUCGUCGUGCACACGGAGAUAGCCACGGCGCAUUCCGAUUUCUUCCGCAAGGCCUGCGGUGGAGCAUUCAGAGAAGCCAAAGAAGCUACAGUUCGACUUCCUGAGAUCAAGGCCGAUACAUUCAGAUCUUAUGUUCACUGGCUGUACACCGGCAAUGCGCUCGUCACUAACAAGACCAUUGAUGGCGUCCAACGGCCUUACUUCGACAGCUACGCAAUAAAGGAGCGCAUCCAGCUCCUCACCGAAUUGUACAUCGCAGCCGACAUGCUGGCGGACCUCCCACUUCGCAACGCCGUCAUCGAUGCCCUAGUCGAACAUCUGUCAAUUGGCGAUUGCGUCUUGGCAGGCACGAUUGAGAUGACGUACACGCACACGCCAGAGACGUCAAAGAUACGCAAACUGUUCGUUGACCACUGCCGAACUCUGCGCUCUGUCAAUUUCUUCAAGGUUGUUGGAGAGCGACUUCCACAUGGAUUCUUGCUUGACCUUGUCAUGGAGAUGACCGGCACCAAUCCUGCAGUCGCCAAGCUCACAUACGCCGAUCGAUGCAGAUAUCACGAGCACAGUGAACAUAUGUAG